This is a messenger RNA of Suillus discolor, 427 nucleotides long. RefSeq lists its product as uncharacterized. NCBI's taxonomy places the organism in Eukaryota, Fungi, Basidiomycota, Agaricomycetes, Boletales, Suillaceae. Bases 93 to 332 code for a protein of 79 amino acids. The transcript is spliced from 4 exons. The record is from RefSeq and is a predicted model, not a curated record.
GAUUCAGCUGUAGGAGAACUAUAUCUGCCCAUCGACAUCAGUACACUCUUGUCUUAUUGCAUCUCAAUCAUCCAUCAAUCUAUCUAACUAUCAUGUGCAAACAAGUAGCUGAAGGAACACGCUGGCUAAGAUGCGGGCACUUUCAAAGGCAUCUCGUCAUUGCCAUCGUAGAUUGCAAUUCAACUCGCUGCGAGCGCAGUUACAGACAUCCGCCAAACUGUCGGCAACCAAACUGUACUAAAAACUUCGGAGCCGAAAUCCAGCGCUCGAUCGACGAUGUCGAUGAGAUUUGCCUACAGUGUCGUACAGCACUGGCUCGCAGGCGUGGUUGACAAAGCUUGAGCAUCGCAUCCGUCCUUAGAGAGCGGGCAAAACAUCUUUCCCCACAUUGAUACUCUCACAUUAUUCGUGUUAGCAUUAUAUUGCA